Helianthus annuus (common sunflower) is the source of this 1502-nucleotide messenger RNA. RefSeq names its product UDP-glycosyltransferase 83A1. Gene Ontology annotation, molecular function: UDP-glycosyltransferase activity. The coding region runs from base 21 to 1415 and encodes 464 amino acids. Lineage: Eukaryota; Viridiplantae; Streptophyta; Magnoliopsida; Asterales; Asteraceae. The transcript has 2 exons. The record is from RefSeq and is a predicted model, not a curated record.
AAAACUUCUGGUUUCAAAUCAUGGCAACUUCAAAACCUCAUGUUCUAAUAAUACCUUAUCCUGCACAAGGUCAUGUGAUUCCUAUAAUGGAGCUUGCUCAAUGUUUAGUUAAACAUGGAAUCAAAGUUACAUUCAUAACCACAGAGGCCACUCACAAGCUCGUGACAAGCAACGGGUUAGACCAAGAUGGAUUAGGGGAUCUAAUGCAAAUGGUCUCGAUCCCUGACGGGUUAGAACCAUGGGAAGACAGGAAUGAUGUUUGUAAGUUGACAAGGUCAAUAUUACAAACCAUGCCCGGCAAGCUGGAACAACUUAUAAUGAUGAUUAACAAAGAAGAAAGCAACAAAAUAACGUGUGUUAUUGCUGAUGGCUGCAUGGGAUGGGCUGUAGGAGUGGUAAAGAAGAUGGGAAUUAGAAGUGCAGCCUUCUGGUCUGCCUCAGUUGCUACAUUGGCCUCCAUUUUCUGCUUUCAGAAAUUAAUUGACGACAGAAUUAUAAACGAGAAUGGAAUACCUCUAAAUGGACAGAUGAUUCAACUCUCAGAAACCCUACCACCUAUGAAACCUGAGAACCUCGGAUGGACGAGCUUCGAGGAUGUGGCAACAAUAGAAGUCAUCUUCAAACUGCUAAUAGGAGCUGAAGAAGCUUAUAGAAUGACCGAAUGGUUUUUAUGCAACUCAACUACUGAGUUGGAGCCUGAAGCAUUUAGCUUGUACCCAGACUUGUUGCCAAUAGGUCCUCUUUUGGCAAGCAACCGGCUUGCAAACCAAGCAGGCCACUUCUGGAAAGAAGACCCCUCCUGCUUAGCAUGGCUUGAUCAAAAACCAGAACGGUCCGUCAUUUAUAUUGCAUUUGGGAGUUUCACUAUUUUUAACCAAACCCAGUUUAAAGAACUAGCGCUAGGUCUUGAACUUAGCAACCAGCCGUUUCUAUGGGUUGUGCGGCCCGGUCUGACCAACGAAAGUACUACAGCUGCUUUCCUAGACGGUUUCAUGGACCGAAUCGGGUCUCGUGGAAGAAUUGUGAGCUGGGCACCUCAACAGAAGGUCUUAGCUCAUCCUUCUGUAGCUUGUUUCAUGAGUCACUGUGGUUGGAACUCUACUUUAGAGGGUGUGACAAAUGGACUGCCGUUUUUGUGUUGGCCAUACUUUACUGAUCAGUUCUAUAACGAGACUUAUAUUUGUGACGUAUGGAAGGCUGGAUUAGGGUUUAAGAAAGAUGAAAAUGGUAUCAUCACUCGAGGGGAAGUAAAAGAUAAGGUGGAACAGCUACUCGGUGACAAAACAUUCAGAGACAAGGCCGUGGUUAUUAAAGAAAAGGUUACAAGUAGUGUUCGGGAAGGCGGAUGCUCACACCACAAUCUUAGCAGUUUUAUCAAGUGGAUUCAUGAAGAGGACCAAGGAUCUGUUGGGUAGUUAUCGAUCACAAAGGGAGUCAUCCGGAUAAUAGCAAUAUUUCCUAGUUUUUCGAAUUUGUAUUUGAGUCUAAUUUAGUUUAUUAUC